Lotus japonicus is the source of this 2017-nucleotide messenger RNA. Its product is annotated as AMSH-like ubiquitin thioesterase 1. The record is from RefSeq and is a predicted model, not a curated record. The transcript is spliced from 14 exons. Bases 215 to 1768 code for a protein of 517 amino acids. Lineage: Eukaryota; Viridiplantae; Streptophyta; Magnoliopsida; Fabales; Fabaceae. Gene Ontology annotation, molecular function: metal-dependent deubiquitinase activity; protein binding; K63-linked deubiquitinase activity. Gene Ontology annotation, biological process: protein K48-linked deubiquitination; protein K63-linked deubiquitination. Gene Ontology annotation, cellular component: endosome; membrane.
GCCGCUAAACAAACCUUACAUUACCAUAUACACCCUCACCACAAAAUCCAAAUUCCAAUCCUAUCCCCUGGUGUCAAUCGCAUUCUUCUUCAUCCCCAAUCCCCUGAACCCUAUUCAAAGCAGCCAUUGACGAUCGCUCCGAGUUCGCUCACCAACAUCUCCAUCCUCAUCUCGAUGUUGCUGUGAACAACAAGAAGAAGAAGAACAAACCACGAUGACUUCUUCUUCUUCUUCUUUGGGCACGAUCAACAUCGCUGCAAGUGCUCAGAAACUCGAUGUCGAUAACCGAAUCGCUCUCCGUUUCUACUUCCGGAUCGCCGAUAACAUCCUCCGUCAGGCUGAUAUCUUUCGUGCGGAGAAGAAUAUUAUUGACCUAUAUGUCAUGCUUCUAAGAUUUUCUAGUUUGGUGACUGAGACAAUACCGCGUCACCGAGAUUAUAGAUCAUCUCCACAGAGCAGGAAAGAAUCAUUGAGAAAGAAAUUGUUAAUAUCUUUGAGUGAACUGGAGAAGUUGAAACCACUGGUCCUACAGAAGAUCAAUGAGCUUAACAGCAGACAUGUAUACCAACAAAAUGGGAGGGGGAAAAUUCAUUCAAAUAAUUCAGUAGCAGCUUUUUCACCUGUGAAAAAGCAAACUUUGGCUAGUUAUGGCCAAAUAAAGACAGUCAGACCAACGGCGAGGGAGUUUGUUUACCAAGGAUCAGGUGGCCAACAGUACUCUUAUGUCAGGCCUGUGGAGGAGCAAGUGCGAAGACUAUCUCUAACUCUGCCUCCUCCAAAGGAAGAAACUCUCUCUAGACAUUCUAUCCUUGGUCCCAAUGGGCUCAACGGGCAGUGGCGGCCACCUACUACUGAUAAAGGGGUCAGGUAUCCAACCAAUAUAGAUCUGUCUCCAGUUGACAUACCAAGAACACACAGCCUACAACAUUCCUUGGAAGAUGAAUCUCUGAAUAAAAAGGAUAAUAGCAUUGCAGAACCCUAUAAAUCAGAUUUAGAUUCAAUUCUUACCCAGAGUGAGGACAGCCAGCCCCAGCAAGCUCAGGAACCUCCUUCUCUUAUCUCUUUUGAGGCGAUAGAAACCCCUGCUCGAAUAGAAGUUAUCAGACAGCCUUCUCCUCCACCUGUACUUGCUGAAGUGCAAGAUUUGGUCCCUGCAGUGUCACCUCAAGUUAAUGAGGCAGGAUGUUUGACAGAUAUUCCAUCAUCUGAUAGUUUUGUUCGUGCUGAGUCUCCUCUGCAAUUGCACAUUUCAACUGCUAUGAUGGACAGUUUUAUGAAGCUUGCCAAGUCGAAUACUAAGAAAAAUUUAGAGACUUGUGGUAUUCUUGCUGGCGUACUUAAAAACAGGAAAUUUUAUAUUACUGCUCUGAUAAUCCCAAAACAGGAGUCUACAUCAGAUUCUUGUCAGGCUACAAAUGAAGAAGAAAUAUUUGAAGUGCAGGAUAAACGAUCUCUUUUCCCCCUUGGGUGGAUCCAUACACAUCCUACACAAUCUUGUUUCAUGUCAUCGAUUGAUCUGCACACCCAUUAUUCAUAUCAGAUUAUGCUGCCAGAAUCUGUUGCUAUCGUCAUGGCGCCCAAAGAUAGUUCAAGAAACCAUGGCAUUUUUCGGUUGACAACACCUGGUGGAAUGUCUGUGAUCAAACAAUGCGAUCAACGCGGGUUUCAUCCACAUAAUCAGCCUCCAGAUGGUGGUCCUAUCUACGAUACCUGUACAGAUGUUUACAUGAACCCAGAUUUAAAAUUUGAUGUCAUUGACCUUAGGUGAUACAACUUGACAACAUACACACUGUUAUUGUCCAUAUUCAUAGACCCUGCUUUUUUCCUAUAUAUAGGUUUUUCCUUUGCUAUUAAAGCGGCCGUGGCUAUAAAGCAUGUCCGGCUGUGUUUGUAUAAAGAAAUCUUGCUCUAUGGAAUGACUGUUCAUUCUUUGGGUUAAUACUACUCACCCUUGUGCUGCAAGCAUGUUCAUUUUACAUUAAUGUCAAAAAGGGUAGCAUUUGGGUGCUUUGAUCGA